Erinaceus europaeus (western European hedgehog) is the source of this 1621-nucleotide messenger RNA. RefSeq names its product keratin 23 (gene KRT23). The transcript has 8 exons. Bases 63 to 1319 code for a protein of 418 amino acids. Gene Ontology annotation, molecular function: structural molecule activity. NCBI's taxonomy places the organism in Eukaryota, Metazoa, Chordata, Mammalia, Eulipotyphla, Erinaceidae. The record is from RefSeq and is a predicted model, not a curated record.
UCAGUUCUGUGGUGCCAGGGAGCAGAGCAGAGCCCAGCCCUGACCCAAACACAGAUGGGACCAUGAACUCCAGCCACAACUUCAGUCAGAUGCCCUCGGGCCCCCUCCAUGGCACAGGAGGCACCUGGGGCAGACCUGGGAACUUUCCCCGGGCUCCCAGUGUCCAUGGAGGUGCAGGGGGUGUCCGAGUCUCCCUUUCUUUCACCAAGCCCAACUGCCCACUUCCUGGCAGGUCUUGGGGGUCCGGAAGAGGCAGUUCUCUCUUAGGAGGAAAUGGGAAGGAGACCAUGCAAAAUCUCAAUGACCGCCUGGCCUCCUACCUGGACAAGGUACGUGCCCUGGAGGAGGCUAAUGUACAGCUGGAAAGUCACAUACUGAAGUGGCAUCAGCAGAGAGACACUGGCACCAAGCAAGAUUACUCUCAGUACGAGGAAAACAUCAGCCGCCUACAAGAGCAGAUCAUAGAUGGCAAACAGACCAACGCUCAGAUCAUUCUUCUCAUUGACAAUGCCAGGAUGGCAGUAGAUGACUUCAGCCUCAAGUAUGAAAAUGAACAUUCCUUUAAGAAAGACUUGGAAAUUGAAGUUGAAGGUCUCCGAAAAACUUUGGAUAAUCUGACCAUUGUCACAACAGAUCUGGAACAGGAGGUGGAGGGAAUGAGGAAAGAGCUCAUCCUCAUGAAGAAGCGCCAUGAGCAGGAAAUGGAAAAACAGCAUGUGCCCAAUGACUUCAAAAUCAAUGUUAAGGUGGACACAAUCCCUGGAGAAGACCUGAUUAAGGUCCUGGAGGAUAUGAGGCAAGAAUACGAGUUUAUAAUAAAGAAGAAGCACCAAGAGUUGGAUGCUUGGUAUAAAGAGCAGUCAGCAGCCAUGGCCCAGCAAACAGUCAGUCCAACUGUGCAGAGUAACCAAAGUGACAUCCAUGAGUUAAAACGCACUUUCCAGGCCCUGGAGAUUGAUCUGCAAGCUCAAUACCACAGGAAAUCUGCUUUAGAAAACAUGUUAUCAGAGACCCAGUCUCAGUACUCCUACCAGCUCCAGGACAUGCAGCAGAUCAUCUCCCACAAUGAGGAGGAACUUAGGCGGCUUCGCUAUGACCUAGAGCAACAGGACACUGAAUACAAACUCCUCCUGGGCAUUAAAACCCACCUAGAACAAGAAAUUGCCACCUACCGCCAGCUCCUGGAGGGAGAGCAUGAAGGGGCAAUGCAGGGGUCCAAAUCAAGCAUGAAAGCUCCAAAGAUUAAAGCCAUCACCCGGGAAAGUGUCAAUGGAAGAAUAGUCCUUUCUCAAGUGAAUGAGAUCCAAAUGAACAAGUGAGGUCCUUAAAAGCCUCUGUGUGCUGUAAAAACUAUUUUCCCCAAUGGAAAGUCCUUACCAAGACAAAAAUGAGUGAGUCCUAACAAGUGUCCUUGGAAUUACCAAACUUGGAAAAUGUUAUUGUUUAUCUUCUGUAACAACCUCAUCAAAUGUUCCAUAAAAUCUUAAUAUACUGCUGUACUUUUAAAAAUCAAUGUAUGUGUUUAUGAGCUUAAAACUCUUUCUACUUUUCCUACUACUACAAUCUUCAGAUUCCCAUAAUUGUACAUGUAUUUUAUAGCCAAUAAAACUUCAUACUGCUG